Molecule: messenger RNA, 308 nt
Organism: Racocetra fulgida
Lineage: Eukaryota; Fungi; Glomeromycota; Glomeromycetes; Diversisporales; Gigasporaceae
Source: the annotation of a GenBank genome assembly
CUCCGAAAGAACGACUAGAAAACUCCAAGAGAACGAUGAAAAAGCUUCAAAAAAACGACGAAAAAGUUUCAGAAAAAAACGACGAAAAAAACCAAACAAACAACGAAAAAGCUCCAAAAGAACGACGAAAAAAGCUCCAAAAGAACGACGAAAAAAGAAGCUCCGAAGAACGACUAAACCUCCUAAAGAGCGACAGAAAGAUUCAAAAACGACGGAAGGGUCCAAAGAACGACGAAAAAGCUCCUAAAAAACGACGUAAGAGGCGUCACGAAAAACAAAAUUUAAGAUCGGAAGUGAUCAUCAUAUAA